AUGUAUUGCAAAGCACAAUUCCUUGCAGUGCUUCCGGCGCUUCAGCUCGCCACGGCAAAUCCGAUUGCCUUCCCUCAAGGAGGAAGCACUUCCUGCCCCUCUGAAGCUUUGAACGAGGCAACUUGGAAUAACCUGGAUCUUGAUGGUUUUCUCAAGGAUGCCGCUCAAAAUCUCACUACAAACCAUGUCCAGGGGUUUGCUUCCUCGCUGGGAGCCCCCAACUUCUUUUGUGGACUUGACCAAUUUUGCAACGCCGGCCAACCUUGUCUUCCAGUCCCUCUUCCCGCAUGGUAUGCCCUGGUCGCAAUCCAGAACUAUAACAGCUAUAUGAACUCGCUCAAUACUGCCAUAUCAUUCGCCGCCUCCAUUAUGUCCUUGGAGAUACCUGCCGUUGUCGCUGACUUCUGGCCCGAACCUACAGACGAUGUUACCCCUUUCCAGAACAUGAUUUCUCUGGUCACCUCUGCUCUAAGCGCCGUUCCAUUCACUGGCUCCCUGGCCACAGUAAAUACUGUUUCUGGGGCGGUUGUCAAUUUCUUGACCAAUCAAAUGAAGGCCCCGGAGGAACCAGAUCUCUUUGUCAAAUGGAGCGAUAUUGGCGUGAGCAUCUCUACCGCCGUCAAAGACUACCAAUCUACCGUAGCGACUUCUCUCCGGACUACACUUGACUCUGAGAUUGAUAACCCAACGACGGGUAUUAAUUCCAUCUUGGCUGGCGGUGGGUUCCUAGGCGUUGCCCAAAACUUCACAGAAACAGAUAUGCAGAAAAAGGUUGCAGAUAGUAUGAAGCUUCGCUCUAUCGCUCUCUUACUGCAAGGACAAAAGGCCUACAUCUACAGAGCCACCAUUCCCGCUGACACCUGCAGGGACGAUCAGCCCUAUGACCUAUGCACUUCGAAUACUGAUGGCCCAAACUCCUUCCAACUACGAAUAGGCGACGAUACUGAUUUUAACAUCCCUAAUUUGAUGAUAACAAAGUAUGGGAUCUCCAAAGAAACAUUCUUGAAAGGCCCUUCGGAUUGCUUCGACGAACACGGUGUGCAGCUUUUCACCCCAGAGAUCCUGCCGAUUGACGCUACCGGCCAGUGUAUCUUCAACCUUGCGGUGUGCACUUUUGAUCCUCAGACUUUUCCAGGACGCACUGUCCAAGAAAACUGCAGACUACAAGGAAUUGAUGUAUAA
Molecule: messenger RNA, 1182 nt
Organism: Bipolaris maydis ATCC 48331
Lineage: Eukaryota; Fungi; Ascomycota; Dothideomycetes; Pleosporales; Pleosporaceae
Source: RefSeq, a predicted model, not a curated record